Messenger RNA from Procambarus clarkii (red swamp crayfish), 3738 nucleotides. RefSeq names its product adhesion G-protein coupled receptor D1. The record is from RefSeq and is a predicted model, not a curated record. Gene Ontology annotation, cellular component: plasma membrane. Gene Ontology annotation, molecular function: G protein-coupled receptor activity. NCBI's taxonomy places the organism in Eukaryota, Metazoa, Arthropoda, Malacostraca, Decapoda, Cambaridae. Gene Ontology annotation, biological process: adenylate cyclase-activating G protein-coupled receptor signaling pathway.
UAACUAAAUGACCAGCAAGAGCAAUGCCAGUCACAAGUGGUUCACACAAUUAUUGUUACUAGGGUGUGUGUGUGUGUGUGUCUGUGUGUGUGAAUGUAUGUGUAUGCGUGUGUGUGUGAAAAUGAGGACCACACAGAGGACGAUUUGCUAAUUCUAAUAUGUUUAUAUUUCUGCUACCUUCCCUGCCCCGGCCUGGCCCUACUGCCACCCCCACAGAUCCCAACGCCCCGCUGCCGUCCACGGAGGCGCCCUUCACCUUCCCGGACGCCGACGUCCUCACUCAGGCCUAUGUCAACACCACCAACUUCCACGUGGGGGAGAUGGCGGCCCUGAUGACCAGCGUCAGCGGCGCCGAGAACAACUUCGAGCGCGUCUCUGGACCCUUCAGCUUUGCCUACGGCGUCAGGUUGAACGCCAAUAAUAAACAGUGCCUGUCUAUGGUGAACUUCGUGAGCAACACCUCCUGCAUAUACGACCCCAGCAAGUGCACGCAAGGCCUCAGCUUCAGCAUCUGGGAGAGGAAAAACUUUUCUCUACAAGAGUUCCUGGGCGCCCGCAACUACUUGUCGUACCCCAUGCAGUACCUCCUGUCCACCGGUGGGGACACCGACGGGCACCCUGGCGUGGCACUCUACAACCAGGGCCUCUUCCUUGUGGCACUGGUGUCAACCGGCAACAUGUACUGGAAGGAGAAGGUGGUGGGGUCAGUGGGCAACUUCACCUGGACCAACAUUGGCAUACGAUGGGAUCCCACUAACGGUAUCGAGGGCUUCAUCAACGACAGAAGUGUGUUCUUCAAGAAGACUGGCGUGGCCAGCACCGGACAGACGACCCUCAAUCCUCCAGAAGUGAUGAUCGGGUGCCACAAGGAUGCCACCAACCUCGACUACCGCUACUAUGACACUGGAGACUUGGACGAACUGGCCUUCUGGGAGAGACGCCUCGCAGACAACGAGACCGUCUAUUUCCUGGGCGGCUACGAGGGAGAGCAACAAAACAUGUCGCCCGAAGAGUUUAGCAAGCUGCUGGACUCGCCGGACUCCAUAGACCUGAGUGACCCGGUGCAGCAGCAGGAGGCGGUGGGCGCCCUGGAGGCCAUGACCGACCCCGACUACAACCCUCCCGUCGUCCUCACCAACAAUACUCAAGCCACCAGCGCGAGGCUCCGCUGGUUCAACACGACCGUCACCAACAUCAGGAGAGUAGCUGACCCGGACGACCAACCCGCCUGCAUCAAUAUUGCUGAUGCUUCCAAGUCUUUGGACCUGAUUGGGACGAUGAGCAACCUGAUGGACUCGAACAGGAAGGAGGACUGGAGCCUCUACCUCAACGCCACAGGCAGAGAUGCUCUCAACCUCUGCGACGAUCUUGAGUCUCACUUCGACACCAUCGCUCAGAGUCUACAGUGUAACAAUGUCACCGGGUUCACCGUCAUUGUCACCAAGGACCACGCCAAUCUUCAGAUGGACAAGAUUCCGGUGCAGCAGCUGGCGUCUGCCCGCAAGCCCUUGUCCACUCCCAGCUACCUCAACCCCUCCCAGCUGGCCGACACCUGGGGCAACCGUGCUGAGAAGGUCGAAGUGCCCAACAAGCUCUUCUCUGACCCCCGCUGUAAGACCCGGACCAUCAACGUCGUCUCCACCUUGUACAACAACUACCACAACAUUUUGUCACUACCACUCAACCUUAGUGCAAGGGUGUUCAAUGCUGAGGCCAAGUACAAGCUCCUGUCCCGAGUGAUUGGGGUGACACUGUCCACUGACCCCAUCCUGCUGCCCAGUGGGGUCGCUGACCCCAAGAUCCCCCGCUGUAACCCUGACCCCAGCGUGCUCACCGUGUACCCCAUACUGGUCACACUGCUCCACCUCGAUCCCACCGUCAUCCUCAGGAAAACUCUAUUCCACAAUGAUGAAAACAUCGUAUACCCGUCGAUCCGUCACUGUGUGUGGUGGAACCCGGAGCUGAGCGGCUGGGACAAGAGCGGGUGUCGAGUCUUCACCGGCGCCGACGACUACACCAAGUGUAGCUGUGCCCAGGCCGGCAAGUACGCCAUCCUCGCAGAGGAGGUCGAACCCGCGGUGUUGCCGGCGGAGGCGUCCUGGAUGAGGCUGUUGCGGUACGUCCUGUACGGGGUCUCGGCGCUCUGUCUCCUCCUCUUCAUCCUCGUCGUCGCCUUCUCAGGGGACCUGAAGGAGCAGUUCCACCUGAUGGGGAUGACCCUGGCGGGGACGCUGCUGGUGGCCAGCCUGUUCAUGGUGCUGAGUGACCUGCCCUCCGUCAGGGACGGCAGGCACAUGUGCACGGCCUUCGGCACCGUCCUCCACUUCCUCUACCUCUGUGCCGGGGCCUGGGUGGCCAUGAUUGGCCAUGCUACCUUCAACUGUAUCACAGCAGGUAUCAUCGGAGGUCGCCUGGGGUGCUACGGGUGCCUGAGCGUGGGCAUCACACUGGUCUCCGUGGGUCUGGGCUACACCUUCUUCCUCCAGGACCUGGGCACCGACCCUCGCUGCUUCAUCUCCUUCAACAACUUCCCCAAGUUGCUGUUCUUCAGCCCACAGGUGGCCUUCUGCUGCGUCGGCCUCUUCUGCGGCGUCGUCAUCUUCUUCAACAUGCGCACUGCUUCCCUCAGGAACAACCCGGGCAUAUCAGACUACCGCUCCUUCAGCCUCGGGGCCGCUGUCUUCUCCAUCUACUUCUCCCUGACCUGGGCCGUCGGUACCGUCACCUACCUCCAGCUCGGCCUCAAGGUCGACCUCUAUCCUUUCUUCCAAGUCCUCAACGGCUUGAUGGGCGUGGUGUUGCUGCUGUGUCUGGGCGCUGGCUCCUCUCGCUUCCGGAUGGUCCUCGCCGGCCAGGCCAAGCGAAGGAGGGAGAUGCUGCUGAGCUACGCCCGGAGGGGGAGUGGGGAGGACACCAGACGGUUGGGCUCCCCUGCUGACCAGAGGCGUCUGCCCCCCACCACACCACCACGGCCCCCCACCACACCCGCCGCCCCACCUCAGGCUGGUGAAAGGUCGUGGUCGAACACCUCGCUGAACCUCAACUGAGGCGUCGCCCCUGAGAGCUGUGAGGGACGGUGCAGGAGUCAUCCCCUGCCCCUGAGAGCUGUGAGGGACGGUGCAGGAGUCAUCCCCCGCCCCUGAGAGCUGUGAGGGACGGUGCAGGAGUCAUCCCCCGCCCCUGAGAGCUGUAAGGGACGGUGCAGGAGUCAUCCCCCGCCCCGUGCUCAGGGGUAACCCCUCUAGCACUAACUGACGCAGUCUCCAGCAAGAAACACAACAUUGCAGUUAUAUUCCAUUUACUGCCACCAGAUAAAUAUUGGACUAGGCUUCACUAACAAGAAGACUUUAGGUCCUGUUAAUUAUAAUGAAGACGCCUGUUACUUAUCCAGACAAACAAACAAGGUUGAUGGCACUUCAUACUUGUAUCUCAAAUUGAUGUAUAAUAUUUAGUGUGUUUUUUGUUCAUAUGAUUUGGAGUUUGUUAGUCUUUAAACAUAGAAAACAUUGAAGGGAGACUCAAUUAUAUCUUUAUAUAAGAUAUAUUAUAUAUAAGGACAAGUUGGGUGAUGCUCCAAUUGUAUAAGAACUGUUCUUAUGAUAAUACAUUUCAUUCACUUAGGCACGAAGACUCGAACCGUCUGUCUCUAUCUGUCUCUCAGACAUUGUGCAGCAGUACUCUAGAGUGGAGUACUGCUGCACAAUGACAGCACUUUUCAAAGCUGGAGAAAUUGCUGAC